GUGUAUUGAUUAUAUUAUUAAUAAAAAGCCAAACCACCCCCUAAUCAUGGUCCUAAUUUCCAAAGAACACAAGAGAGCUGUCUACGAAUACCUCAUCGGAGAAGGAGUCAUCGUCGUUAAGAAAGAUGCUUACCUUCCAAAGCAUCAACAUAUCCCAUCUGUUCCAAACAUUGUUGUCAUGAUGGUCGUCAAAUCAUUGAAAUCAAGGAGAUAUUUAAAGGGAACCUUCUCUUGGCAAUGGAGUUAUUACAUGCUCAACAAUGCUGGAGUUAAAUACAUCUGUAAAUAUCUCGGACUCCCAGAAGACGUUGUCCCAGCUACCUACAAAAAGGUCAAAAUGGCCAGAUCCAACCUUGAUGACAAGAAAGAAGACAAAGAAGAACCAACCAAGACUAAGGAGGAAGAGCCAGCCCCAGCUGAAGUCCGUGAUUAAAACCCUGAGAUUAAUGUUUAUGGAGUAAUAAACUCAAAUGGUAAUUUUAACGUAAC
Messenger RNA from Moneuplotes crassus, 489 nucleotides. The record is from the annotation of a GenBank genome assembly. Lineage: Eukaryota; Ciliophora; Spirotrichea; Euplotida; Euplotidae.